Molecule: messenger RNA, 723 nt
Organism: Babjeviella inositovora NRRL Y-12698
Lineage: Eukaryota; Fungi; Ascomycota; Pichiomycetes; Serinales
Exons: 1
Coding region: 1-723 (240 amino acids)
Source: RefSeq, a predicted model, not a curated record
AUGACCUUUGAAAUCACACACCCCACAUUGUUACUUAUUCCCUACGCAGUGCUCGUGGAGCAUACAGGCUCGCCAGUCACGCCCCAACUCCUCCAGAUCAUAAACAAGGGCUAUGACAAGCCGAGAUACAACUACGGUAUCAUUCUGACAGCCCGAGUCAAGAACGGUCUCGUACCAGACUUACAGCUCAAGCCAGGCUCAUUUCUAUCACUCCUUGUGUCACCGGACGUCGGUGCCAGAGCAGCCCUCCAGCAAUCCACUGGAAAGGCCGAUGUCGGCAGCUGGGACGUCCCUGGAAAGUUCACGUGCUCUGAUAUUCAAACCAGAGUGGUGCAGGCAGACGAUUGGCCGAAACUAGCACUGGCCUUGCCCAAUGUGGUGGGUACCAUCGGGUUAAAGCCGUACUCGGACCACGCGAUGGAAAUCACUGCACUCACCGCCUUCCAGGGUGCAGUAGGAAAAAUGCUCCUUUUACAUGCAGAAACGAUCGUUAAGGAUAAGGAAUUGGUCGAGCAACUAGCGGUCCAGACGGGUGUUUCACAAUUUGUCACCACGGUCAUCGCGGACCACGAUCUUGUGGCGUACUACGCCAAGUUCGGGUACAUGGUGGACAGGCAAGCCGUGAUUUCCCAGAGCGACGUUGAAACCAACUCCACUAGCUUGGAGGACGGUGUCUGUGCCACGGCUGACUUUACCUUGGUAUAUAUGCACAAGGAUAUUUAG